Molecule: messenger RNA, 192 nt
Organism: Cylicostephanus goldi
Lineage: Eukaryota; Metazoa; Nematoda; Chromadorea; Rhabditida; Strongylidae
Source: the annotation of a GenBank genome assembly
AUGCCCGUUAUGUGGCACAUGUGGAUUGUAGCCGGAUCUGGCAAUGCUAAUUUCUACUUUGCCGUUACAUUGAUAUACAAUGUUGCGCAGAUCUACUUAAUGAUCGACUUAAUGUUCGCCUACUUCCGAAAAGAGGCAGAUGAGAUCUCAGCGUCAUUGGUAACACCAAAGACCAAUUUUGUACUUCAUUGA